UGUUUUGCAUGAUUAUAAAUCUGGAUGACACUGUAAACUGGGGCAACACCCUUGAGGCAGGUCAAAGUUCUCGGAUUUACCCGAGCCGAGUUUUUAUCAGAGACUCGGCGACCCACAGUCGUGUCUGCUGCUCUGUCACUAACAGGACGUACAGCGAAUAGGUGUUACACGCAACUUACUGCUAUACACAGAUCUCUAGAAAUGCGGGGCCUGCGGGCACUGCUGGGUGUGAUGGCCAUCACCCUCUUUGUCCCCGUCUCCCAUGGACGCCAAUGCCAGAGACUAGCACCGUGGUCUCUGGGAGAGGUUAGUCCCAUGGUCGAGGCCCGGGGCAGAGUGACGGUAGUGGCGCUACUCAAAGCUAGCUGACACUUCUGUAGAGACCAAGCCGUUAGCUUAAACAACCUAAAAGGACUAUUGGGCAGGGACUAUGGCUGGCACGAUAUCAACAUGUUCAUCAUCAACCACCACGACCACCCGUCUGUGCUGAUGGCCAACGCGUUGACCGAGCUGGUCCCCUUCCCGGUUUACCAGGACUCUACACAGCUCCACCUUUGGCGGGACAUCUUCCAAGGAUCCAAAGAUGACUUCUUUGUCUUUGACAGAUGUGGGAAACUGACAUACCACAUCCCUUUUCCGCAAAGCUAUUUGGGCUACAGCUACACCCAUGUAGCCAUAAUAAACACCUAUCAAAACAAUAUCUGUAACUGUAGCCAGAACAGUUGGUCCAGCGGUGACAUGCACGACAGAAUGAUGGGCGAUGCACCAUCACAGCCAGAACAUGCAGUCAGUCAAAAUGCCGGCCACGUAUUACCAAAGUGUGCUGCCGAAGACGGGCUUUGUCGAAUGCUUCAUCGUAUCAGAGGAAGACACGGACACAGAAGUGUGGGACACUGAAGAUGACCUAGCCAAAGCAGAGGAGUCACACACAAAUGAUUGUGUCCUUCUCUCAUCACAGAAACACAGUGAUCCUGCUCUCUCUCGGUAAAUGAGUCACACGGGGGCACUGCUCUCUGGAACUGCUCCUGACGUCAGCCAUCAGAGAUGACACGUGAACGUUGUCUUUGACAGGCCUGAUCGACAAACACACUAACCAGCCCCUGACAAGCAGACGGCAGUUGAGCAUGACGGAAUUCCAACACACACACUACUACCACUAACUGACAGUGACGCAGCAGUCGACAGAGACACUGACAGUGACACCACCAUGGUACUUGAGAGUGUCCUUUCACUUACGACAGUUGAUUGUGACCCUCAAUGUAAACUGUUGCUCAAAAUCCUACACUGUUAACCAUUAUUGAGAUAAGAAAAAAGAAACGUUUUGAACAUUAGAAAUGUAAACAGUAAUAACAAAGGUCAUAUCAAUGCGUGACUUUGUCAUCAAAAUAUAAUUGACAUUUUAAACUCCUGUAUACUCAGUCAAAAAUAAGUUAUGUUUGGUUUUCAGUAGGCACACUAUCAAGUAUUACAAUGUAUGUCAGGACAAUGGUCUAACAGUCCACCCAGUACUUGCUACUGCAAAUUGGUUUUAUUUGGUUUGCUAACAUCAGUUGAACUAUGAAGUCAUCCCAAUAAAACUCAACGGUCUUGGGGUGUUUGAUGUAAUUUCAACUGCUCUGUUGGCAAAUACAAUCAACCCAUUCUCAGUAGAAUUUUAACGUCCGAUUUGUAAAUAUAAUUAUGUAUAUAGGAAAUAGUAUUUUUAAUCAGUACGAAUUUCUGAUAAUAAUAAUCCUUGUUUCAGGACUAGAUGAUUUUGGGGAAGUUUAAUAUAUUAUCUUAGAAGGGUAUUUAUGAAUACGUAAUCCAAUAUAAUGUAGCUUAACACUGUAAAUUGUACAAGCAGAUAAUUGGAACAGCUUUAGUUGAUUUCAUUAACAUUUAUCACUGAUGUCCUGUUUAUGAGAAGACUCACAUUACAAUGUGACAGUUGUAUUUUAUUACCACGAAUAUUAUAGUUUAGUGUAAUAUGACAAAUGACGUAUAGUGCAAUAAAUUUGUGAAUUAUUAAAAUGUUAAAUGUUAGCUGGUUUCAUCUAGAAAUGAUGGGUGAUUAUAAAACUUUAAAAGGUUAAUGUCCCUGAACAUAAGGUGCUACCAGGUAACAUUUAGCAACCAGAUAAGCAAAUAAAUUUAUAAUAAAAGAUUAUUCUGUC
Molecule: messenger RNA, 2156 nt
Organism: Gigantopelta aegis
Lineage: Eukaryota; Metazoa; Mollusca; Gastropoda; Neomphalida; Peltospiridae
Product: selenoprotein Pb-like
Exons: 4
Coding region: 451-897 (148 amino acids)
Biological process (GO): selenium compound metabolic process
Cellular component (GO): extracellular region
Molecular function (GO): selenium binding
Source: RefSeq, a predicted model, not a curated record